Messenger RNA from Westerdykella ornata, 1593 nucleotides. RefSeq lists its product as uncharacterized. The transcript is spliced from 3 exons. The record is from RefSeq and is a predicted model, not a curated record. Lineage: Eukaryota; Fungi; Ascomycota; Dothideomycetes; Pleosporales; Sporormiaceae. Bases 443 to 1516 code for a protein of 357 amino acids.
UGAAGACAGCAUUCCUGUAUUGUCUUUCAAUGUCACAGAAAACGUGGCCAUCCUCAUCAUCCAAGCCAAGUGUGGAUGUGGCAGCAAUCAGUUGCGGGGUGCAUGGGCAGGCAUUGGACCGACCUCCAAUUAUCAUGAUUCCAGUCUCCGCUCGGAUCCAUGUGGUUAGCAGGGGGGCGUGCACAAGCGCUGACUGCGAUGUAUACCCAUAUUAGUCGAGGCGGAGUCCGCGCGUAAGGAUUUCGCCUUGGGAGUUGGAACAUGCACCAGGGCGGGCCAACGAACGCUUCGGUAACCGCACUCCAUGGGGGCCGUGUUCUCGAGAAUAUGAAAACGGUGAACGAGACACUGCAGAGAGCAUCGCAAGCAGACAGACUCCAGCAGGCGUUUCCUGACCAUACAUUGCAGAGGACUCCAUUUCUAUUCCACUGCAUCUGUCAAGAUGUUCAUGUCCAUCCCUGGCCCCGCGGCCAUUCUCGGCUCAAUCAUUCCUCUUCUCGUACUGGAUAUUUUCGCCGUCGGUUUGAGGUUCUAUUCCAGAAGGAAGAGGAGACAACCGCUCCAGACGGAUGACUGGCUCACGGUUCCGGCGCUGGUGCUGGCCAUAGGCCUCGCCUCGAUCAUGUUCUACGGUAUCGAUUCCACGGCACUUGGGUAUCCCGCACCGCCAAUGCCAGAUACCGAGACGGGAGUGGAGAAGAGGUCGGCCAUCACGGCUAGCGACUGGAAAAUCGUCACUGCCAGGAAGCUCGAAUAUUCGUUCCUGGUAAUCUUCGCGACAACCAACGGCCUCAUCAAAAUGUCCGUUCUGUUCCUGUAUCGCCGCCUCUUUGUGGUGGACAAGCAGAACUGGACGAACGGUCGCAACGUCUUCUUCAUCACCAUGAUUACCCUCAUGGGUCUCUGGGCCACUUCAUACACCUUUGCCUUCAUGUUCAUGUGCAAGGGCAACUUUGAAAUUCUUUUCACUGACCUGCUUGCCGUUAUGGAGCAGUGUGUGAAUACGUUCAUGGUCGGGUAUUCGUGUUCCAUCUCCGAUUUCAUUAGCGAUGCCCUCAUUGUCUUGAUCCCUAUUCCGUUCGUGUGGCAACUGCAUCUCCCCUUGGGAAAGAAGCUGGCGGUCCUGGGUGUCUUCCUGCUCGGUAUUCUCUCUUCAGGAGCCUCCUUGGUCCGCAUGCUUUGGAUGAUCUGGGCAAACCAUAUCGGCAUGGAUGAGGCAGUGGAUGAAGGACUGCUUCUCACUUCGGAACUUUACUGGUGUUUGAUGGAAAUCACGCUCGGCCUUCUUGCCGCCUGCCUCCCCACUCUCCGCGGCUUGGUACAGACCAAGAGUGUGGACAGCGUAUUGAGAAGCGUGCGGAACGCCUUGUCUCUCGGGUCGACAUCUUCGGCUUCGCAGCUUGCGUCCAGCAAAGACAGCACGGCAAAGUCGAGCAGAAGCCUGGACCGGGAUGUGUAUUCUGUGAACGUGGAGACCAAGGUUACGCAAGAAGACAGGGCUGCGCAUUGGGUUUAAUUCUGCUGCACUUCGUGUUAUCUUAUAUCUCUCCAGCACCUGCAGGAAUGCGAGUUUCUCGGUUCACAUCAUUUUUU